Globicephala melas (long-finned pilot whale) is the source of this 6568-nucleotide messenger RNA. It is a transcript of the gene METRN, whose product is annotated as meteorin, glial cell differentiation regulator. Gene Ontology annotation, molecular function: hormone activity. Gene Ontology annotation, biological process: glial cell differentiation; positive regulation of axonogenesis. NCBI's taxonomy places the organism in Eukaryota, Metazoa, Chordata, Mammalia, Artiodactyla, Delphinidae. The record is from RefSeq and is a predicted model, not a curated record.
AGGGUGUGGAGGGCUCUGUCUGGGCCACUGGGGAUGCCAGGCCUCCCAGCAGGCUCAGGGCAGAGGACAGCGGCUAAUAUCGCCCAUCCUGGGACCUCCUGGGAGUGGAGAAGGCAGAAGGACCAGGUGCAGGGAGAGCAAAGCUGGGUUUUCACACCAGGGAAAGAGCCUCAGGGCAGAGAGGCAGCACCCCCGCCCCCCAGAGCCUUAACAGAAAAUGAAACCAGCUGUUGUUUGCAACAUUUUGACAGGAAGCGGGACCCAGUGGGGCUGGUGUGAGGUGAGGGCAGUGGAGGGGGAGCAGCCUGGCCUGUCCCUGGCUGGUUUGGGGGGUGCCACUCUGGCUGUGUGUGGGACGCCGGUGGGGGUGAAGGCAGCUCUUCUGUCUGGCAGGGACUUAAGAGUCACCAUCCUGCUGACACUGAUCAAAGGGGGAGGCUUGGUGGGACAGGCAGGGGGUGCGUGAAGACUUCGGGGUGACCGGGAGAGUGUUGUCUGACCCAUCGGGUAACGUCCAGUGUGUGCUCAGCCUCCACCCCACGAGAGCAUGCGUGGGUCGGCAUGGACCCCGAUGUGGACAGCGUCCUGACUGGUAGGCAGGACUUCACUUUGCACUUUGAGGGGCUCUUGCCCCUCAGCAGUGCCAGGGCCCCAGGCAGAGAGCAAGUUAUGCCCUCAAAGGGGCCUGAGAGGCCACCUGCCUUGGGAGAAUCUGAGCGAAGAGCUCUUGCUCAGAGGGACAUGCGUACUCUGUGGGGGCCUCCUGAACACCUGUGCCCUGCUCACCUCUGCCCCCACCUGUUCUCCCAGGUGCAGGGGGGUCACUUUACAGUGCAGAUGCGGUCCCCAUGCUCCCAGGGCUCCCUCUGCUCUUUGCUGAAGCCUGCAAAGCCCUGAGUCUCUGGCACUGCCAGCCCACAGCCUUGCCCUGUACCUGGCCCCUUGCUCUUGGAGUCUCAGCUACACUGGCCUCCCUCCAGGGCCAGGAGGGCACCAUGUCCCUCACCUAGAUCAUCCCCUCACCUGGAGCACCCCUCAUCUGGAGCAUCCCCUCACCUGGAGCAUCCCCUCACUUGGAGUACCUUCACCCCUCAACUGGAGCACCCCUUGUCUUGAUGCCUAGGCAUGGAGGAGUCUCCCCAGUCCAGGCAGCAAGGGCUUUCCAGCUCUGGAGCAUGAGGGGGUGAGGAUCUGAGACCUUGGAAGGCUAUGAGAGAGGGAGCCACUGUCACAUCAGGGAGUGGGGCUUCUCACCAUGGCGGUCACCCUCAUGGCUCUGGAGGCCUGGGGCAGUGGCUCUAAAACUCCCUGAAGCUCCUCACAGGAGGUCCUCAGGCCUUUCCUUGGGAGUUCUGGGGUGAUAUGUGUGCCCUGGAACCACAUGCCUGGGCCCAAAUCUCCUCUCUGUGGAUGGGGCCUCAGACAAGUAGUUCCCUGCCUGGAAAAUGAGUCUGGGGUCCAAGGGGUUGCCCUGAAGAUCCUAGUGCAGCACAGGUGGUGAGAGCCUCGUGCUCCCUAGUGAUUAGGCCGGCUCUGAAGCUUCCUGCUCUGAAGCUGCGGGGCCACAUGGACACUGGGCCCCUCACUGCCUCUGCUCCCCACCCAGAGGCAGGAGCCCCGAGAGUGCCUGGGGAGGGAACCAUGUGGGGUGGGAAGGCCACAAGUGUGUUUGCCAGUCCUCACCACCGAAGCCAGAUGGGCGCCCACAGAAGUGAGAACCUCGCAGCGUGGGGUGGCCCUGGCAGCUGUGGGUGGCGGGCGGUGGGCAGCAGGCCUCUCUGCUGCUUCUAGCUUCUGCUUCCUGCUUUCCCUCCUCCUGGGACGCAGGCCCGACUCACCAGGGGCAGGGGGGUGGAGCAGCCGGGGCUGAGGAUGACUCAGGGCCCAGCUGUCACCAUGGCAACCCUGUUGCCUAGCAAUGGCGGUCUCCCAGUAACGUCUCCUAGCAAUGGGAUAUUUUCCCGGGCCCUGGCUGGAGCCUGGCAGUUAUUUUUAGCUCAGCUGCAAAUCAGUCUGCAGCUGCGUUUUUGGCUCCUAGAGAAGAUGCAAGGUGUAUGUGGGGCGGGGAGGGGGGUGGAUUUCUCAUCAAGGGAGGAAACUUGUCAUGUGUCCCAAGGUACAGGCUCAUAGGUGGGCAAGGCCAGAUUCCACCUGGGAGUGGAGGUGGGGGUGUGUGCAGGUGAAGCGGAACCAGCUCAGGCUGCCGGGAAGAGUUGGCAGAUAUGACUGUCUCCCUGAUGGGGUCUCUGGGAGGGCUGGUCACUCCAGCACCCUAGGGCUCCCUAGGUCAGGCUGGUCAGGAGCAUUCCAGGCCAGUGUUCAUGGUGGGCACCACUGGAGCGUGUCACUUGAUGGCAGCUUCCUGGCACCCUUGGCUCUCAGUUGUGGGAACUGUCCCCGUUGUCCUUUGCUCCCAUGCUCCCAGCCCCCGCAAGGGGUGCAGCGCCCUGCCCUGGGCCAACUAGAGCACACAUUCAAGAGGUCCUGGCUGCAGGGGCCUGGGCGGCCACAGACUCAGCUCGGGGCAAGGCUGAGCUGGCCUCUGCUUAGCCCCCAUCUCUCCCUCUCCCCCACUUCUGCUGAAAUGGGAGCCCAAGUGGGAAGUCUUGGACAAUUGGGAGAACUUGACCCUUUUGGGCUUUCUCACCAUUUCCUCAAGAGCUAGGCUCACUGUCCCCUCGAAGCCAAGUUCCACCUCCCACUGGCCAGCUUCCUGUCCCUGGUUGGCCCUAAGCUCCAUCCAGACCUGGGGCACUCUUCCCAUCCCUCCACCCCCAUUGCCUCUGUCUGGCCUUUGUGUUGCUCCCACCGGCCCGGGACCAGCCCAGCGCCCCCCUCGGUCACAUGUGCUCCUCAUCUGUGCCCCUUACCCUGUGGGGUUGCCUCCCCUGCUGGAGGGCAGGGCUCACUUGGACUGCUCCUUGUCCCAGCAUCUGCUCCAGUCCUCUGCCAGGACUUGGGUUUUGAGUGGAAAUGCAGAGCGGCCCAUUUUGGAGGGUCAGGGCACUGAAGGGUCUGGAGCUGGGGGCACUCCAAAGGCUGAAGGAGCCUCCAAACUGAGCACAGAUGUUGAGGGAGUUACCUGAGAUUUGGGGUAUCAUUCAUCGAUCCAUGCACUCACUCUCCAGGUUAUUUACUGUGCAUGUCUGCUCCGGCACCAGCAGCAAGCAAGGCCAGGCGUGGCCUUCUGGGCACCCUGUCUUGUGGGUGGCAGACCUCCGAUGGCUUAUGCCACUGGGUGCUUCAGGGAAGCACCCACAGGGCGUGGGGCCAGGAGCUGUGAGGAGAGGCAGCCUUCUGUGGUCUUCUGUGGGUGACAGCAUCACCAUUGGGCCCCUUGAAGAAUCAGCUGCGGCAGAAGGCAGGGGAAGCCUGGUGUUGAGGGGGCCACAGCUCAGUCCUUUCCAGACUAGGUCACCCUUUAGGAACCCCUUCCAGGCACCCACGGACACUAGCCCAUUUUCCGGGGGAGGAGGAGGGUGGGGAGCCAGGGGCCCCAGACUGGUGGGAGGUGGGGCUGAGGCUGACUCCUCACACUGCCACCAGAGGGCGCCUGGAGCCCACUGUCCGCCUCCCAGGCCUGUGCAAGAGCAGUCAGGGCCCCAGUGACCCGCCAGAAGUGGACCCACUGUCUCAGCAAGGGCAGCUGACGGGGGUGCCCGCUCCCUUCCUUCUAGUGGGGCCUCUUUUGCCUUCUAUGUGCCCAGCGCCAGGCCCUGUGUACCCCUUUUUAAAUUUGUAAUUGGGUAAAAUACACAUAAAACUUACCAUCUUAACCAUGUCUAAGUGUGCAGGAGUGUCAAGUACAGUCACACUGUUGUGCAGCCGUCACCACCAUCCCCAGGACGUUUUCAGCCUCCCAGACUGAAGACUCUGUCCCCAUUAAACACCAACUCCCCAUCCCCCUGCCCCUGGCAACCUUCAUUCUAAUUUUUCUCUAUGAAUUUGGCUAUUUUAGGUACUUCAAAUGAAUAGACUUAUAUUUGUCCUUUUGUGAUUGGCUUAUUUCACUGAACAUAAUGUCUUCUAGGUUCAUCCAUGUUGUAGCAUGUGGCAGAAUUUCCUUCCUUUUUAACCAGAAUAAUAUUCCACGGUAUGGAUAGACCCCAUUUUGUCUACCCAUCAUCUGUCAAUGGAUACUUGGCUUGUGUCCACCUUUGGGCUAUCGUGAUUGAUGGCUGGUUCCCACCGCACCUUGCCCAGGGCAAGGGGCCAGCUGAGCCCUGAGGAUGCCUUGCCCCUCUUUGGCCCUGAAGGGCCCUGGAGCCAGGGGAGGGGGCAGUGGUACGCUCAGUCUGGCAGCGGCUCCAAUGCCUCCCUUCCCCUUGGCGCCAUCUGCCUUCAUCUGUCAGCCUGCACUUCUGGCCCAGGGCAGCAGGAGGGCUGGGGUGGGGGGGACAGUGGGGUAAAGACUUCACAUCCGGGCUUCCCUGGUGGCGCAGUGGUUAAGAAUCCGCCUGCCAAUGCAGGGGACACGGGUUUAAGCCCUGGUUAGGGAAGAUCCCACGUGCCACGGAGCAACUAAGCCUGUGCGCCACAACUACUGAGCCUGCACUCUAGAGCCCGCGAGCCACAACUACUGAGCUCGUGUGCCACAACUGAAACCCACGUGCCUAGAGCCUGUGUUCUGCAACAAGAGAAGCCCGCCACCACAAUGAAAAGUAGCUCCCGCUCGCUGCAACUAGAGAAAACCCGCGCACAGCAACAAAGACCCAAAUACAGGCAAAAAAAAAAAACACAAAAAAACCCCUUCACACCCACAGGCGGCAGAGUCUAUGUCAGCUAAAGCUUUCAGUGAUCUCAAGGGUUCCAGUGUGAGGUUGGAGUCCUGGGUUUGUGCCUAAGGCCUCUGUAAUCUGACCCCACGGUUUCACCAGGCUCUUGGGUCCCAUCCACCGGGUCCACACCUCAGGGCCUUGGCCAAGGCUGUCUGCUCCUCCCCAUUGUCUGGCAUUCUCUCCAGUCCCCAUCUGACAACCUACUGCCCACCUCCUCCCUAGCCUACACAUUGGCAUUGGGGGCGGGGUUUCCUCUAUGAGAGUGGGCCCCGUUUCAGUUUGUCCCGACCUACUAGGGGCUUGAUUCUGGGGCUCAGGGCUGUCCUUGCUCCUGCUUUUCCACGGUGCCUGCAGCCCCAGUGCCUGGACUCUCAUCGCUGGGUUACCGCGAGGCCUGUGGGAAGUCACCAGGGCCAGGUUAGGGAGAGAUGGGGGAUGGAAGCCUAGGUACCAGUCUUGGAGAGAGCCACCCAGAUGAACUCCCCUCCCCCAGAGGUUCCAGUGGGCACCACCCCCACCCUGGCCAAGGGCUUGGAGGACAGUGGCCCGACCAGGACUGCAAGCAAGGCGAGGCUGGAGGCGGGGGUUGGCGGGGGAAGUAGGGGGGUACCUCGAGGAGGUGACACUGAACACGUCCGGCCGUGGAGCCCCCUCCCCAGCGCCUCCUGGGCCACGGGCUGGUCCUCCCACCCCCGAGAGCGCCGCUGCAAUUGGUGGAAAGUUCGGGCACCGCGGCGCGAUUGGCCGCUCGGCCCGCCCACUGCCUCCCGGCAGCUUCCAGGCUCCCGGCCGGGUGGGCGGCCGGCAGGCGCGGGCGGUGGGGGCUGCGCGGGGCCGGGGCCAACGCCCCGGCUGCUCCCGCCGCGCCCCCGCGCGUCCCCGCGCGCCAUGCGGACCCUGGCGCUGCUCUGCGCUCUUUGCUUCGGCCUCUUGGCCACGGCCGCCCGCGCCGGCUACUCGGAGGACCGCUGCAGCUGGAGGGGCAGCGGCCUGACCCAGGAGCCCGGCAGCGUGGGACAGCUCGCCCUGGCCUGUGCGGAGGGCGGGAUCGAGUGGCUGUACCCGGCCGGGGCGCUGCGCCUCACCCUGGGCGGCUCCGACCCCGGCGUGCGGCCCGGCAUCGCCUGCCUGCGGCCGGCGCGGCCCUUCGCAGGCGCCCAAGUCUUCGCGGAGCGGGCGGGCGGCGUGCUGGAGCUGCUGCUGGCCGAGGGCCCAGGCCCGGCCGGGGGCCGAUGCGUGCGCUGGGGUCCCCGCGAGCGCCGGGCCCUCUUCCUGCAGGCCACCCCGCAUCCCGACAUCAGCCGUCGCGUGGCCUCCUUCCGUUUCGAACUGCGGGAGGACGGGCGUCCAGAGCUGCCUCCGCAGGCCCACGGCCUCAGUGCGGAUGGUGCCUGCAGACCCUGCAGUGAUGCCGAGCUCCUCUUGGCCGUGUGCACCAGUGACUUUGUGGUCCAUGGAACCAUCCACGGGGUCGCCCAUGACACAGAGCUGCAGGAGUCUGUCAUCACCGUGGCCGCCGCCCGUGUCCUCCGCCAGACAUUGCCGCUGUUCCGGGUGGGGGGCCCUGGGGGCCAGGCGCAGGCCUCCAUUCGCACCCCACUGCACUGUGGCGUCCACCCUGGCCCUGGCACCUUCCUCUUCAUGGGCUGGAGCCGCUUCGGUGAGGCCUGGCUGGGCUGUGCACCCCGCUUCCAGGAAUUCAGCCGUGCCUACACGGCUGCCCAUGCUGACCACCUCCACCCCUGUGAGGUGGUGCUGGACUGAGGGGCCUGGGAGCAGGGUGCUGGGGA